AUGGAGAUUUUUGAAGGAGUCUUUCUUCUCACUGGAGCGUGGAUCGUUCUCCACGCGGGCUUUGCAGUGUACAAUCUCUUCUUCCAUCCUCUCCGAGAAUACCCCGGUCCCAAACUCGAUGCAGCGACACAGCUUGUUUAUGUCUAUUAUAUGGUGAAAGGAGACAGCUGCAAGCAUCUCGCAAGACUUCAUGAGAAGUAUGGCGAGGUUGUUCGAGUCGGCCCCAACGAAAUCUCCUAUUUGACGGUGUCGGCCAACAAAACAAUAUUUGGAAACAAACCCACGGAAGAAGCUACUUUCGAAAAGAACCCAGCUGUUUAUAUUCAGGCAUCGGGGAUGGCGGAAAAUCUUUUGUUUGCCAACACCCGCGAACAUCCCCGGAUCAAGAAGCUCAUGGCUCCAGCGUUCUCCGAUCAGGCGAUCAAAGAACAAGAACCGACAAUUCAACAGUUGACCAGCGUCAUGAUGAACAAGCUUCGCUAUAAUAGAUCCGGCAAAGCAUAUUAUCCAAAUGCAGCUGGGGUAGCGAAUAUUGGUGCUUGGUGCAACUUUCUCGUCUUCGACAUCUUGAGCGCACUUUCAUUCGGGGAAACCUAUGUCAUAUUCAGAACUAUGAAGCACGCCCACUUCAUUCAAUGCGCUCACCGACUCAAGCCCUACCACAGAUUACUCGAGAUGUUGAUCCCCGGAGAAAUCAGUGAUCCUUCCGAGAGACACAUGGAAAACGUCCGGAAGUAUGUACGAGCACGUGAGAAAGCAGACACCGGCUCAGACACCGGUUCUCAAGCAGAUUUUGCUUCCUACAUUUUGAAAGGGAUGUCGGAGGAUGAGAUGGUCGACAAUAUUAACAUUCUCUCAACUGCCGGCACUGAGACAACAGCCACAACUCUUUCGUCGCUGUUCUACUACUUAACCCACAACCCUCAUAGCUACCAGAAACUCGUGGCAGAGAUUCGCUCUAGUUUCACACACGAAAAUGAGAUUACUUUCAAUGCUAUUGGUAACCUGAAGUAUCUGAAAGCUGUCAUCCAGGAAACCUUUCGUAUUCACCCCUCUGUUCCUGUGGGAUUUCAUCGCAUCACCCCCAAGGCUGGCAGCUACAUUGAUGGCCAAUGGGUCCCUGGAGGGACAUGGGUUUCAGUAGCCCUCCUCGCAGCAUACAGAUCGCCAAGAUACUGGCAGCGCGCGAAAGAGUUCAUUCCGGAGAGAUGGCUAGGUGAUCCCGAGUUUGCCUCAGACAACCGUCAGAUUUGGGCACCUUUCUCAAUUGGUCCGAGAAAGUGCAUCGGAAUGAAUUUGUCGUACUUGAACAUGCGAUUGAUAGUUGCUCGUUUGCUCUGGAAUUUUGACUUUGAGGCGCAGUCUGACAACAUUGAUCCGCACGAACUAAAGGAAUACGGGGUUUGGCAAGGCCAUGUUCCGCUGAACCUACGGAUCCGCGACGCACGAGCUUCACGAGUGGGGGCAUAG
Molecule: messenger RNA, 1470 nt
Organism: Penicillium manginii
Lineage: Eukaryota; Fungi; Ascomycota; Eurotiomycetes; Eurotiales; Aspergillaceae
Product: cytochrome P450
Exons: 5
Coding region: 1-1470 (489 amino acids)
Molecular function (GO): iron ion binding; oxidoreductase activity, acting on paired donors, with incorporation or reduction of molecular oxygen; heme binding
Source: RefSeq, a predicted model, not a curated record